Molecule: messenger RNA, 914 nt
Organism: Cryptococcus amylolentus CBS 6039
Lineage: Eukaryota; Fungi; Basidiomycota; Tremellomycetes; Tremellales; Cryptococcaceae
Product: presequence translocated-associated motor subunit PAM17, mitochondrial, variant
Exons: 4
Coding region: 33-659 (208 amino acids)
Biological process (GO): protein import into mitochondrial matrix
Cellular component (GO): PAM complex, Tim23 associated import motor
Source: RefSeq, a predicted model, not a curated record
CUGUUUUAUCUAUUCGCUGUCACCCACCUACCAUGUCCAGAGCAUUCAUCUCUUCCCUGCGCCCCGGCCUCGCCCCCCGAACAGUCAUCGCCCCCCUCUCCCUCCGCCAUGCCUCCUCCUUCUCUUCUCCCCUCGAACCCUCUACCUCCCACACCCAGCCGUCCCACUCCCUGCCGACCGGCAGCUUGCCUCUUUCAUGGCCCAAGUACCUGACACUGAGGAGGCAGCAGCGCUUGUGGCAUAGCGUUACCACAGUGCCUACGACGUUGGCGGGACUCUUUUUGGGUGGAGGAUACUUUGCUAGUCUGGAAGCGGAUCCUACUCAGUUGAUCUUUGGGAUUGAGCCUAUGUUUGUGUAUGGAGGUGCUACAAUGGCUUGCAUGGGUCUCGGCUACCUCCUCGGCCCUACCGUAGGCUCCGGCCUGUUCUCCAUCACCCACCCCUCCCUUGCCCGCGGCAACCCUGCCCCGCUAGAAGUGAUGGACCGCGAGUUCUACCACAGAAUCAAGAAGAACAGGGCAGACCCGAGGUUCCAGAGCGUGCAGAACAUUGUACCAGACUUUUAUGGAGAGAAGGUAAUUUGUCUUUCCCGAAUCGCUGGAGGAGAAAGGAGAGGAGAUGGCCCAGGAGCUGAAGAAGGGAUGAGGAAUAGACGCUGACUCAAUUGUGCGCAGAUUGUGUCGCUCUCAACGUACAGGCGCUGGCUCCGAGACCAAGCGGCGUACAAGAAGAAGGCCAUGCACGGUCUUCCUGACGAGCAGGAAUAGAGUGUUGACUGGAGAAGACAAGGAGGAAGAAGGAAUCAUAUCGCCAAGCAUGCAUUAAUCACUCCCCCAUUCCAUACCGAUCAUAAUAGUGUGUGAUGUGAUCUAUCUACUCGCUGAUUAUUGUUCACGACGUCCUAAAGACAAGAC